Larimichthys crocea (large yellow croaker) is the source of this 761-nucleotide messenger RNA. Its product is annotated as DELTA-sagatoxin-Srs1a. Gene Ontology annotation, biological process: cytolysis in another organism; monoatomic cation transport; pore complex assembly. Bases 143 to 673 code for a protein of 176 amino acids. Gene Ontology annotation, molecular function: channel activity. Gene Ontology annotation, cellular component: pore complex. NCBI's taxonomy places the organism in Eukaryota, Metazoa, Chordata, Actinopteri, Sciaenidae. The record is from RefSeq and is a predicted model, not a curated record. The transcript has 3 exons.
CACCUACUGUUACUCGCACUGCAUGUGAGGUGUGACUGCAGCUGAGAGGGUGGGACUUCAUUCUUGUCUCCAAACCAGACUCAGACCAGUUUUCAAAGUGCUCGUUGCCAUCUCGUGUGCGUGACUACAAGUAACCGUCAACAUGCCCGAGACUGCAGAGUCACACGCCGUCGCCCUCACCACCAACCGCAACUGUGUCAUGGAGAUCACCAACGUCAGCUCCGUCUACUGUCUCGUCAACCCAAAGGUGCACAUGGAAAGCGGCUUCGUCUUCAGCCCUCCACAGCCGACCGUGCGCACCACCAAGACCGAGGUGUGCUCCUUCACCAAGGACGACAACACGGCGUCGGGCGCCGUGGGCGUCCUGACCUAUGAGCUGUUCGACAUGCGCAAGCGCCACUGCAACGAGCUGAUCGCCGUCAUGUUCUCCGUGCCGUUCGAUUAUAACUUCUACAAGAACUGGCUCGGGGUGGGCAUCUUCGAGCACACGCACGCCUGCGAUGACAAGCUGUACGACCUCAUGUACAAGGGAAAGGAUUUCACCAACUUUGUGCGCCACGAGGCCGACGGCUCGGGGGUGAAGUACCAGGGAAGGGCCGUGGACGUGAGGGCCUGCAUGUCCGACGAGGGGAGGGCUAUUGUUAAACUGGAGGUGUAUGACAGGAUGGGCUGAUGAGUGUCUUUGUAAUGCUGCGAGAAUGAAAACCUCAUUGUCAUUUAUUGUCACGUGUCGAUGCUUUGAAUGAAUAAAAAAUCAUGAG